Molecule: messenger RNA, 3277 nt
Organism: Vitrella brassicaformis
Lineage: Eukaryota; Vitrellaceae
Source: the annotation of a GenBank genome assembly
UGCAAUUGAGCUCCAUGCCGAAACCACCGACGUCAGUCUGUUCCAGGUUGACGACAGUCCCUCGAACCCCACGUCGCUGCUCAGAAGACGAUCUCGACGACACGCUCAUACCCAGCCACUACCUAGAGGCCCUGGGCGUGCAUCGGUUCCUCGCGGCGUGUGCGAAAGCCCACGAGCCUGACGGCCAAGACCUGUUCCACGGCGGGGGCACUGGGCAACGGGAGAGACAGCAGGGGAGGUCGUCACGGCCUUUGAGCAGACCGGAAAGGCGGCUGAGCAGGUCAUCGAGGCGUGUCUGUCACUAACGGGACACCUGGCUGGUGACUUAUCUGAUAUACACACGAUAGUCACAAUCUAUUCAUCCUGUUCUCUCUCUCUCUCUCUCUCUCUCUCGCUGUCCACAGGCUCGAUGCCGUGUUCCAGCGGGGGGCAUUCGAGCGCCUGGGACGGGCCCCACGAGUCGCCGGGGUGCCUGUCAUAUCAGCCAGCCAACGGGCACUGCACCGGCUGCUGCAUCCCAGGAUGAACGCCGACACGAUGGCCAAACAAGCCAAGGAGGCGCAGUAUGAAAUAUCGUGGGCGUGAGAGGUGACCGAGGGAACGAACAACACUGAGAGCACCAAGCAUGCCAUUAGGCCAUCAUACACUGGUCUUUGCCUUCGCUUGGCUGGUCUCCCUUCAGCUAUCCAGGAGGAGAACGCUCGGGAGGCUCAGGGAGGGGACAUAGAGAGGGAGUUUCUCCCCAUCCAUACACACAUGUCUGGAUGUGUGUGUGCAUGCGUGUUGCGUGUGUGUAUGGUACUAUGGGUUCGUUUGUUCAGGCCAUCGCCAUGCUGGAGAAAGAAGGUGCAGAAGCUCCCGGCUGCCACGCAUGUCGCCAGCGUGGGUGACCAGGUGUGGGAUCUCAUACCGACGGAUGAGAUCAAACGGUAGGUGGGGAGCGGAGCCCACAGAGGCACGGAGAGAGAGGGGACACGAGAUGCGUUCAUUACUCGACCUUUCUGCAGACGCCGGCCAGACAUGUCUGUGUGUAAGAUACGGGUGCAGCGGCCACUGGAAGUGACACAUUUCCUCAAUGUGAGCGACCAAACCCAACACACACACACACGUGCAGACACACUCUAGCACUACUGUGGAAAUGAAUACAUAUGUGUCUCUCCGUUGUCCGUUCAUAUUGCUUCAUGCAGCAACUGCCGCCUCAAGGAAGCCAUCCCCGCCACCCCAAGGUUGACAACAGACGCCCCCCCACAUCGACGAAAUCAAACGGUAGGUGGGGGGCAUUGCAAAGUGCUUUCAUUCUGUGUGGCAUCGCUCGCCUGUCAGAGACAAGAGAGCCGCCCUUGUCUAUUCUGGGCGAAGGGGGAGUGGUGCCGCCAUGGCAGCAAGGUGGGAACCGAAGACGCGUCACCCACACACGACACACUCACUCAUUCCUCCGCGAGGCAUGACUUACGCUGCUGUCCGUGUGUGUGUGUGGGUUCACUCAGUGCGUUUUCUCGCAUGCUGAGAGCUGGCGGUCCAAUGGGGGCGCGGUGUUGCUGGCGCAGCUGGACAAGGGCGGCACCCGGCAGCUCUCACAUCGUGGGUUUGUGGACACUUACCAUCCGAGGCCCCCCAUCGCAUCCAACCGCUACGCCACUGGCGGCAAAGGGCUGCACCGGCCAUCGCACGAGACGCCCUUGUCUGCCUCAAGGAACGACAAGCCAGGCCGCGACGAGAGGGCGAAUCGUCCCGUGCACCCAGGCAAGGCCACGCCGGGGCCCCGCUGUGUGCCCUUUGAGUCACCAAUGGGUGCCCUGAUCAACCGGAAUCUGUCGCUGCUCAAGGCCGCCAGCCGGCGAGCCAGCACCGCUCGGCGUCCGCCCCGCCCUCCUCUCCGACCGUCCCCCACCCAGCACCGACCCACCACCCCGACGAACACGAGCAGCACCACAUCAGCACACUCCGGAGGCCAUUUGUUGACACACACCAGCACGACAUACUGCCGGCCAUGUUGUGGACACCCUCAUCCCGUGGCUGUGGGCACCGCACACAAGCACACAGUCCAGCGCUUCGAUUUUCAUUCGAGGUAAGCUGCAUGAUGUCGCACAUAUCGCUACACGCUUUUGUGGUGGUGUACUUGCAGGUAGUUAACAUUAUUGGUGCAAGACAAAGGAGAGCACCAAGUUAGGGAAGAGGUCGCCUAGCUGGAGACUCCUCAAUUCCAUCGCCUUUCGUACCGGAGUCUGCGCCGCCUCCCCUCCCCUCCGCACGUGGUGGACAUCGACGACGACGGAGUCCAACGGCAGGAGAAAUUCGCAUGGUGGCCUCAUGCAAUGAGUGGACAGCGGGCAGAAUUCCACUCUCGUGUCUCUCCCUUCCCUUUUGCUUCGUUGCAGCUUCUGCAGCGGAGGUGUCAGGCAAGGCGACGGGCGGGCCCCAGGGCACGACGACUACAUGUCUCGGGCCAAGCAGCGCCGACGCGACCGACUCGACCACACAGUAGGUCGACCCCGACAGUGGGCCGACACACAAAAACAGAAAGAGUCUUUUGUGUGUGUCGAUUCCAUGUGAUUCCAUGCAUCCCUCCAUGCAGCUGCUCGACGAGUACAUGGACACCACCGCCCCGCCCGACGAGUAUAGGUUCCCUUUCCUCUCGCAGCCACCCGCACGCCCACACACCAUCCCGACCGCCCGGCUAAUAAUGAAGACUCUCGCCAACCGGGACCCCCUGCGCCAGGUGCAGAGGUGGCGAGGCAUGUCCCAUGAGGACACCAAGUCGUGGCGGAGAGGGAGGAGCAGAUAAAUGGGGCCAUCGAGUCCGUCCUCAACCAUCCUCCCGCACAAGGGCCACGCCAACAUGGCUCAAUCUAGGGAGAGCAUCAAUCAGUGGGCCAUCGCAGGGCUGCUCUUAGGUAUGACGGGCACACAGUUGCUGUCUGCGGACUGGACGUGUCGCCUUCUGAUCAGUUGUGGCAGGAGAGAUGCGUUACUCCAUUGCACCAGACAGGGACAUCAAAUGGCACAAGAACCGCCAAAAGCACUUCCUUUUCUCAAUGCUCCAGCGGCGGAGCAGUAUCCAGGUAUCUGUAGCUGACAUCCCAGCGACGGUGAACUGCACGCACGCUCCCCAGCAGCAGAACAACCAUCGCUGCCUACAUUUUAUAUUCUGCCGUUGUGUGUGUGAAUGAGACACGGACUGUUGUUAGCAAAGUGCCUGUGACCGAUGAUGCAUGGCUCAUAUAAUGACUGCUAAUGGAUGGAUGGAUGGAUGGAUGGCACGAUGGCCGACUUCGUC